AUGCCUGAACCGAAUCCUAAACCUGGAAUGGAUCCUAAUGCCCAGGUAGCCACUACUAUCCAGCGCAUGACCGAUUUGUUGGCCCAUGUAGUGGAACGCCAGGGCCAAAAUCCUAUUUCUCAACCUAGAAACCCUGGUAACCAUGUAGAGAGUAAGGAUAGAGCCCUCAAACGAUUUCAGAAGUUCUCCCUACCAAAAUUUAUUGGAGGACCUGACCCAAACGUGGCUGAGAGGUGGUUGGAGAAGAUUAUCGAUAUUUUUGCUGCUCUACAUUAUACGAAGGAGAGACAGGUGACAUUUGCUGUCUUCCAACUAGAGGGAGUAGCCCGUUCUUGGUGGAACGUGGUAAGACUAAAAUGGGAAAGAGAACAAACACCGAGGACGUGGGUAAACUUCAGGAAGGAGUUCAACGCAAAGUAUUUUCCACCACUAAUUCAGGAGAAGAAGGAGGAUGAGUUCAUAACGCUUCGCCAGGGAACCCAGACUAAGGACCUAGUCGUGGCUCAACUUAGUGCCUUUAGCAAUGCAGUGAAGAAAGCCCAACGAGUUGAAAGUGCGAGGCUACAAGUUAGAAACUUCCAAGCGAAGAAAAGGGCUAUUCCUGAAAGUAGCAUAGACCAAGAGGGUAAGAGUACACCUCCCAAUUUUGGAAGAGGAACUGGAGGAGUAAGAAUUCCGGAGAUAUCUAGAGCUGCCUCACGGGGAGGCUCGACCUCUGCUUCCCGUGGCCCCUGCGGGUACUGUGGGAAGGCGAAUCAUACGGAGGAUGUUUGCUGGAAGAAAGCGAGGAAAUGCCUACGUUGUAGGAGUGCAGAUCAUCAGAUCGCUAAUUGCCCAGUCCUACCUCGAGAAGGGAGUGGGAACCGACAGUUAACCAAGACCAACCCUGAACAGUCGAAGGGGGAAGGGACUAGACCAAAGGUUCCGGCUCGGAUGUAUUCCGUAGAGCAACAUCAGGUCCCUGACUAG
Coffea eugenioides is the source of this 969-nucleotide messenger RNA. RefSeq lists its product as uncharacterized. The transcript has 2 exons. Gene Ontology annotation, molecular function: nucleic acid binding; zinc ion binding. The coding region runs from base 1 to 969 and encodes 322 amino acids. Lineage: Eukaryota; Viridiplantae; Streptophyta; Magnoliopsida; Gentianales; Rubiaceae. The record is from RefSeq and is a predicted model, not a curated record.